Molecule: messenger RNA, 396 nt
Organism: Anisakis simplex (herring worm)
Lineage: Eukaryota; Metazoa; Nematoda; Chromadorea; Rhabditida; Anisakidae
Source: the annotation of a GenBank genome assembly
AUGUUUAUCGAUUGCGAUCUACGAAAUGAAAUUGAAAAAAAAACUGAUUCCGUUUUCAAAGACUACGUGCUAGAUGUGAUUUUUGCUGAUGUGAUAUCGAAUGAAUUUCAUAUACGAAAACUGAUAUUAUAUCCACCGGUGUGCGACGACUGUCGUCGCAAGUCGCCGAAUGGUGUUUACGAACAACUGCCGAGUACUCUCUAUGUGCACCGCAGCAGCCCUGCACAGUCGCACUUCGAGCUGAUCGGGAAUCCACCGUUCAAGAGCAAUUCGUUCACUGCAAUCGACUUCAAAACGGUUCUCGAAAUGAAUUCAUCAUUGUUGUAUUAUGCUCCGAUUUGUGACACAUUUUGCAAUUACACUGUACUCUUCAUUUCUUUAGUGACAAUGACGUAG